Molecule: messenger RNA, 1725 nt
Organism: Durio zibethinus
Lineage: Eukaryota; Viridiplantae; Streptophyta; Magnoliopsida; Malvales; Malvaceae
Source: RefSeq, a predicted model, not a curated record
GUUAGGUAAGCGCAGAGAAUAAAACCAACGUUAACAAUCCAAACGGAUGAGCAAAGGAGCGGUUUUUGAAGGAGAACCUGAAUUCAAAUCACGAACGACGCUUUUGGUACGGAAUGUGGUAUAAUUUCUGGACGGUACAGCUAUUAAAUGUACUGUUUAUACGACUAGGAUUUCCCAGUGAGUGAGAGCAGCCAAAUAGGCAAGUGGAUAGAUAGAGGGCCAGAGGGGGAUAUUAGGGGACACCCCACACCAUCUGUGAGGGGGAGAAUAUAAAUUUGGUAGUAUCCACGAAGUGAGAAGGGAAUCAAUCAUGCCAUCAGGUGCUAAGAAGAGAAAAGCUGCCAAGAAAAAGAAGGAACAAGCAGCCAACAACAUCAAUUCAUCAACUAACAACAACCCACAUGGAAAUGAUGAUCCGAAAAGCCAAGAUGAAAGGGAAAGUGAUGGUAGUGAUGUUGGUUCCCCUGCAUCUCAGGAUGAUCACAAUCACCAGCAUCCAUUCAGUAAGGGGGAAGAAGAAGGGAAAAGAACACCAUCACCUCUUCAAUCACAUGUAACCGAGGACAAGUCUGUGGAAGAAGCCACUAGAGAUGGAGAAAGCACCAAGAAAUCAGGAUUGGAUGAUGUUGGUGUUAAAAUUGAAAAAGAGUGGGAACCUGGGGAGGAUCUUGAGAGCACACAUAUUCCUAUUCAGCACAGUGAGCAUGAUAAGAGUUCUAGCAGCAGCAGCAGUAGUAGUAGCAGGAGUAAUGCAGAUGAUGAAUCUCAAGCCUUUCAGAAGAUGUCAAAGGAAGAAGCCUAUAAUCUUGGUUCUGAAGUAACCUCAUAUAGCAAUGAGGAUAAAUCUGUUAUGUCUGAAGAAGUUCCGAAGGUUGCUGAAACUGAAACACUCAGGGAUCUGGAUGGUAAUUCUGCAGUGGAAACUGCCGCUGGUGACAAUUUGGUAAAAACUGUGUUAUCUGUGACAGAGGAAGUGGGUCGUGCUACAGAAAUUUCUGCAAACAAAUCAGUAUCUGAUGUAGUUGAAUCAGGGUUGAAAGAAAGUCAAGAGAAGUUAUUGCCCUCAUCAAAUGGGACUUCUAGGGGUGAAUUGGAAGGAAAUGAAGGAAAAAAUUUCCCAUCUUCAGGUACUCCUGCUGAAAGUAGUUAUGUUGUAGAGAAAACCCAAGAUUCUGGGCCCCAUGAUGAUUCUAAAAAGCAGGCUCUAGUUGCUCCGAGUCCACCAGUGGUGCAAAGAACGUCAUUGUUAAGUUGCUGCGGAUUGUUUGAUGUUUUUACUGGUUCUGGGAGAUAAUUGCAGAACCAUCCGGUCACGGGGAUUUGCGAGACAUGGCAGCUCAUCAAAGUUACAAAGGAUUUGGUUUCAAGACGUCUAUUUCAUUUCAAGGCUCAAUGAUUUUCCUGAAGAGUAAUGGGCAACAGACCUAGCUAGAAAAACGGCUAUAAGUUCUGCGGUAGUGACAGUACUGAUGCUGAUAGUAGCUAGUCAUUCCUAGCUUUAAUUACAUUCUUUUAUUGGCACUUUCGCAGUGUAGUUUCUUAGCUAGGUGUGCGUGUGUUGUAUCUACUUCUUGUUUUGGGUUGAGUGAAGUAGUUUCCUUCAAAUAUACAAGGCUUAUGUGAGUAACUUCAGCAUGAUUGCUAUGUUGGUUUCAUUAUCAUGAAUUUUAUAAUCUCUGUUCGUUUAAGCAAAUUUGUAGUUUUGUUUUUUCUUGAGGUCGUCCC